AUGAUUGGAAAGGUAACAAGGGAGUAUGAUUCAUGCAUUGAGAAAGAUAAGUUGUUUGCAUCUACUUCAUCUAAGAAGAUUGGGAAAUAUGCUCGCGGAGAUGAUGCCAUUGUUCAUGCACUUGAGCUUGAAAGUGCUUGCAUUCGAAAAGACCACCGGGACUGGUUCAAGAAACCAAAAAGAGUAAAAGCUUUUCAUUGGAGGGAGUACGAUUCAUGCAUUAAGAAAGCUAAGUUGUCUACAUCUACUUCAUCUAACAAGAUGGCGAAAUAUGCUUGCAGAGAUGAUGCCAUUGUUCAUGCACUUGAGCUUGAAAAUGCUUGCAUUCGAAAAGAUCACCCUUACUUCUUAAGUAGAACACAUCCACAAGAGAUAACGCCAUUGUUCAUGCACUUAAGCUUGAAAGUACUUGCAUUCAAAAAGAUCACAUGUAUUUAUUUCUCAAGUAGGACACAUACACAAGGCGGGGGUCCAUGGGAGCAUCAUGAUGUUGACGAAUCGUUGAGUCCAUUUGAUUCCAGUGAAGAAAGUAAAGAUUUUGACAAGGAUUCGAGUAGUUCAGAAUACGAUUUAGAUUCAGCAUUCAUUGUAUCAUUCAAUGAGCUAAAUCAUGCAUGUCCCACUAACAAGCAAACUAAGUCAUUGAGAACUCCAAAUGAUCCAAAGGAUGACAGGAUGGUAGUGAGGGGAAUGAUGACAAAAGGACCUGGGGAUGGUUCUCGUGACAUAUAUCUCCUUCAAAUGCUUGUACAUAAAUAA
Messenger RNA from Fraxinus pennsylvanica, 759 nucleotides. Lineage: Eukaryota; Viridiplantae; Streptophyta; Magnoliopsida; Lamiales; Oleaceae. The record is from the annotation of a GenBank genome assembly.